Messenger RNA from Symbiodinium necroappetens, 1581 nucleotides. The record is from the annotation of a GenBank genome assembly. NCBI's taxonomy places the organism in Eukaryota, Dinophyceae, Suessiales, Symbiodiniaceae.
AUGACCUGGAACACUGGCAGUGACGGCGGCCAACAGAUCAGAAUUCAAAUCCGAUGGUUUAGGGCGAUUGCCAUGGGACUUGAGGCAGCCCUCUUGGUGCUGGGAGUGUCGACCUUUGGCACCGCCAUCGCCUGCAAUGGCAACUCUGCGUUUUGUGACUUGCCCCUGACGCAGGUCACCUUUGCUGCGACGCACAAUGCUGGGGCCUUCUCGCUGGACAUCCCUGACCUCAUCGAUUCAAGCGUGCCAGGGUUCAAUGUGAACGAUGCUCUGAAGUGCGUCUAUGAGAACCAUGACAAGAACUUCAGGGAGCAGCUGGACUUUGGAAUCGGGGCCUUCAACUUGGACCUAUGCUCCAAAGAGGCCGAGCCGGGUGUCCUCUUCAAUUGCCAUGGCGUUCCGCCCGCCUACGGCAAGCCGUUCACGAACAGCCUCGAGACAUUCACCGACUGGCUGAGAGCAAACACCCGGGAAGUGGUCAUCAUGUGGCCUGGCAACCUAAAGAUUGGCUUCAAUGCGGCUUCGCAGUGGGAAGCGCUCAUGGGUGGUCACUUCGGCGAGGGCAGGCCCAACGAGAACAUCACCCUGGGGCAUCUUGUGGACAACAAUCUACGGGUCGUCGUGUGGGAUUUCUACUGGAAGGAGUGGGUGAACAACAGCUACGACCCGUUGGUGAACCCUGGCGCCACCUCCCAGAGCCUCUUAGCCGACUUCCAGAAGUACGGCCGAGGUGAGAAGAACGUGCUGCCGGAGGCCGUGCUGGCCUUUAACGUCAUUGGAGCUCCCAAGUUACCCAGCCCAGCGGCCUUCAACCAGUGCAAAGAUCUGUUUUGCCAGAUCAAAGAAGCCGAGAUCCUGGUCGAUGAGUUGGAGCUCUCUUGUAUCAAGACCCUGUCCAGGAGGUACAACAAGGACCUCGUUCAGGACGACGCUCAGCCGCACAAGUACAAGGCUGAGGAGAUGUGCCCAGCAUAUUCAUGUGGAUGUCUGGGAUACAUCUCGCCCCUUGAGGUGGUGCACCAAGAUUUGCUUAAGCUGGGCCAUUCUCUCCAUGCCGUUGCUAUUGACUACCCUGGAAUCGGGAGGUCCAGCGUGGCAGACUUGGCCCAGCGGAUGAACGAAGCGACUCUUCGGCACCGCUUGGGAUCUCCUGAGCUGGGGGCCGACUGGUGGUCUUGUCAUCGGCAGCCGGUGAUCAUGGCCAUAGCCAUCCCUUGUUCUCUGGUCUUGCUGGCUUUGGUCGGCUGCUUGCUGCGAAGAUGGUACCAGCGUGCUCAGCAAAGGGAGGGGGAGAAGAAGAGGGCCCGGAAGGAAGCCGCACGUGCGCGGAUGCAGGAGACGGGCUUCCUGGGCGCUGCGGGCCAUGGUUACCCUGGUUACCCAGGCCAGAUGCAGCCCAGUAACCCUACCUGGGAGAUGCAAGUGCCUCAGAUGGCCCCUACGUGGCCGGCACACAACCAAGAUUCCGGUUGGCAACUGCACGGAACGGUGCCCCAACAAAUUCCACCAGGAGUCAGGGUGGCCCCCAGUGCCGGCGCUGGCUUGAUGCAGCCUUUCCAGAAGCUUCACGAGACGGAGUGA